AUGCUCGCACUCGCUCCGUCUCACCUACCUUGUCAACCGCCAUCUGUCGUACACCCCACACCGCUUAGGCCCCAUACGUCGGCGGCGACAUCAGAGACAUACACGCUCCCUGGCCAUCGGCCACCACCACGGAAACUACAGUCUGCUUUCGCUCUUCCAACGUAUGCUGCAGCUUCAUCUUCACAUUCAUCUGUACCACCAACUCCCACUUCGCAAGAUAGCCCAGGCCCCUCUGCGCGUCGACCUGUGGCGCCACCGACACCCCCGUCACAGCCUGGACCACCCUCAUUCCGAUGCGAGCAGCUUGAGCACGAGGAAGAGGACCCACAAACACCGCCCGCAUCCGACUCGGAAGAUAACGACGACGAGGUGGUGCCGCCAGAGUCGUCUGACAUCGACGUCAACGACUAUGACUCCGAGACGCUGCUGGGCAUGCUCGCCAGCACGCUUAGUCGGAUUGCGAAACUGAAUAGCGUUCCUCCGGCGAAUACAUACAUGUCGACGCCUCUUCGACCACCACAUUCAUCUGACAGCGAGCAUCACGGCCCUAUAUGGCGGACGCUUACUACCGCAUCGCGUGAAUCUCUGGCGCGCUCACCUUCGCUCACUUUCCACGCACGUCAAAUACCCACCAUUGCACUUGACAGCUAUCUCCAGCGGAUACAGAAAUACUGCCCAGCGAGCAACGAAGUUUUCAUCUCGUUGCUCGUGUACCUCGACCGCAUGACGAGGCUGGCGAGGGACGCGUGCGGGGAAAUCAUUCCUAUUGACUUCUACAACAUUCACCGCCUGAUUAUUGCUGGUAUCACUGUUGCCAGCAAGUUUUUCAGUGACGUAUUCUACACAAACUCGCGGUAUGCCAAGGUCGGCGGACUGCCCCUUGCUGAGCUCAACGUUCUCGAGCUGCAAUUCCUCCUAUUGAAUGAUUUCCAUCUCACGAUCUCACCCGAGGAAAUGCAAUAUUAUACCAAGAUGGUAGAUCUGCAAUCCAAGAUCGGCGAUGACAUUUCCCUCACCCCAUUUCUCCCUUCGACGUUGUCUCCCAUGAUUCCAGACACGUAUAUACCCGUUGGGCCGACGGAGUAUUUUGCGGCGGUGAGCGCGUAUUUUGCCCACCAGCAGGCUCUUGCACAUCCCCAACGCGCAUUCCACCGCCUGAACGGUCAGAGCGAAUUGCCUUUAUUCUGUCCAGCGAUGGACUACCACCUAUCAAAGAGGCAGUCUAUGGCGAGUUUGGACACAACGAGCGAGACAGAGCCCGAGGUUGAGACGGACGUUGAAUGCUACACAGACGACGAGCCGACCAUCCGUGCGCCGCACUCGUCGUCCGAGUCGUCAUCGGAAACAACGAGCCUGCACAGCUCGACGAGCGGCGAUACUGACUCCAUAUUCACGGACGAUGAGGACCGGAGUAGCGACGAGCCUGACGUGCGGCUGUUCGACGGGCGACACUCACGGCAGGGUGGGACCACACAGCUAUGA
Molecule: messenger RNA, 1482 nt
Organism: Sparassis crispa
Lineage: Eukaryota; Fungi; Basidiomycota; Agaricomycetes; Polyporales; Sparassidaceae
Product: cyclin-domain-containing protein
Exons: 2
Coding region: 1-1482 (493 amino acids)
Biological process (GO): regulation of cyclin-dependent protein serine/threonine kinase activity
Cellular component (GO): cyclin-dependent protein kinase holoenzyme complex; nucleus
Molecular function (GO): cyclin-dependent protein serine/threonine kinase regulator activity; protein kinase binding
Source: RefSeq, a predicted model, not a curated record